GCUUUGCUUAGUUUAAAAGAAUUUCGCAGAAUAACACAAAUUUUGUGCUGUAUGUAUUGUUCCAGAAUUUCUUAUUUAUACUAAGUAAAUUAUUGUCAUCAUGUCGAAAAUCUUCACGCCCACAAAUCAAAUACGUCUUACAAAUGUAGCAGUGGUGAGAUUGAAAAAAGGAGGAAAGCGAUUUGAAAUUGCAUGUUACAAAAAUAAAGUUUUAUCCUGGAGAAGUAAUGUGGAAAAAGAUAUCGAUGAAGUUUUACAAACUCAUACCGUUUUUACAAACGUCUCUAAAGGACAAGCCGCCAAAAAGGAUGAACUGAUGAAAGCAUUUGGUAAAUCUGAAGAAACUGAAAUUUGCAAAGAAAUUUUAAUGAAAGGUGAACUGCAAGUGUCUGAAAAAGAAAGGCAGUCGGUGCAUGAUACACAAUUGAACAGUAUUAUCAAUAGUGUAGCAGCAUUGUGUGUUAAUCCCGAGACCAGAAGACCCUACCCAUCAACUAUAAUAGAGAAAUCGCUUAAGGAAGCACACUUUUCGAUUAAACCGAAUCGUAAUAACAAACAGCAAACAUUGGAUGCCAUUAAAUUGCUCAAGGAACACAUGCCUAUUGAAAGGUCUCGUAUGAAGUUAAGAGUUUCCUUUGCCGCCAAAAAGGACAAUGGGCCCAAACUAAAGGAAUCUAUAUUGAAACUGAGCACUGCAGUCGAUCAUGAAGAAUGGGAAGAAUCUACUUUGCACAUGACCUUAUUAAUCGAUCCGGGAAACUAUCGUGUUAUUGAUGAAUUGGUGCGAAAUGAAACCAAAGGCAAAGGCUUGGUGGAACUGUUGGAACUUAAAGAAGUGGUGGAAACAGAUGAAAUUUUCUAAACGUUUUGUUGUAACGUUUACGACUAUAAUUUAUUUGAUUUUUUUUUUAUUAAUAUAACAGUAUGGAUAAAAUAUAAUAAGUUUUUUUUAAAUAACACUUCAUAGCAGACAAAUGUUCUUAAUCUAUUCACUUUUAUUGCUUAUUUGCGUUUUUUAAGAUUUUCAAAGCGUUUGGACAAGUCGUCGAAAUCAAUGUCAUCAUCGUUAUUAUUGGGCUUUACUUCAUCUGUUGGAAUAUCUGGCAAGUCCAUGGGGACAUUUGGUAACUGCGGUAUUUCCAUGGAUGAAGGUGGAGCAGAAGGUUGAACUGCUGGAGGCAAUUUACUGCGUGGUUGAGGUUUUGGCUUGUUCGCGUUC
Calliphora vicina (urban bluebottle blowfly) is the source of this 1219-nucleotide messenger RNA. RefSeq names its product SBDS ribosome maturation factor (gene Sbds). The transcript is spliced from 2 exons. NCBI's taxonomy places the organism in Eukaryota, Metazoa, Arthropoda, Insecta, Diptera, Calliphoridae. Bases 101 to 862 code for a protein of 253 amino acids. Gene Ontology annotation, biological process: ribosome biogenesis; cytosolic ribosome assembly. The record is from RefSeq and is a predicted model, not a curated record.